AUGGCUGUCCGUAUACCAGCAUCCCUGCACCGCAGCGGCCUUCGCCCUUACCUGGCUGAAUUCAUCGGUACACUUCUUCUCAUCCUCAUCGGCGACGGCGUAGUCGCCCAAGCCGUCCNNCUCACAGACUUCUACUACGCCAACUUCCUCUCUGUAAACUUGGCUUGGGCCUCUGCCGUCGCUCUAUCUUGCUACAUCGGCGCAGCAGUAAACCCAGCAAUCACUCUUGCAUCUGCCAUCAUUCGCCCCACCAAACUCCAAUGGCGCCAACUCACUGGCAAAAUCGCCGCUCAAUUUGCCGGUGCCUUUGUGGGAGCUGCUUUGGUAUACUUCCAAUACAGAUCUGCCAUCAAGAGCUGGGAUCCUGAAUUUACUGUUCCUGGAGGCAGUAUUUUGUCACCCCAGGGUCAUCAUUCUGCGGGUAUUUUUGCUACGUACCCGGCUGCGCACUUUGACAGCAAUUGGGAAGCUGCUGUCACGGAGUUCUUGGGAUCUUCGCUGCUUGCGUUUGGAGCUUCUGCUGUUGCAGAUUCGAAAAAUGAGGGGCUUAAGGCUCCGCAAUUCAUGAUGUUUGCUUUGAUGGUUGCUAUUGGUGCUUCUAUGGGUUGGCAGACUGGAUAUGUGAGUCACUCUUUCCCUCCUUUCACAUCUAUUCUCCACCGUCCCUACCUUCUACCAGAAUCUCAACGGAAAGCAUAUGCUGACAUAGUAUCACACAGGNCUGUCAACCCAGCCCGCGACUUUGGCCCCCGUGCCUUCUCAGCCAUCAUCUAUGGCCGCGAAGUCUUCUCCGCCAAGGGUUUUUACUUCCUGGUUCCUCUGUUUGUGCCUAUCUUUGGUUGCAUUGCUGGUGCUGCUGUGUACGAUGCUUUCAUGUUUGAGGGUGAGGGAUCGGCUGUUACUGAUGCUUUGGAUGCUGCCGAGGGCCAUGACGGAAGAAUCGCUUUGGAGUAA
Messenger RNA from Aureobasidium musti, 954 nucleotides. The record is from the annotation of a GenBank genome assembly. Lineage: Eukaryota; Fungi; Ascomycota; Dothideomycetes; Dothideales; Saccotheciaceae.